AUGGAGAAGCUCCCCGUAGAGAUUCUCUGCGAGAUUAUUGACUAUCUCACCCCACAUGAGCGGGUACAGCUUCAAUCCGUCUCGAGGCGGCUGUUCUCCGUCGCCCGCGAUAAUAAUCUCUGGCGGCUCCACUGUUUCGAAGAGUCAUGGAGCGCUCCCGGAGCCUUGCGUCCCGCCACCAACAGGGCGCCCGAGAGCCUCGUCUCCAACUCCGCGGCGUCCCUCCGCUCACUAGGCCAGACCUCGCUUCGGUCGCUUAUCCAGCCAGGCGCGUCCCGGCCUAACGAGGCUACACCAGAGGGUCUGGAUCAAUCACCGUCGUAUGGUCUGCGUUCCAGAGCGGCGGCGUCGUGGGACCCGUCUUACGAAGGGGAAGAGGUCAACUGGUACUCGGAGUAUAUCGCUCGGAAUGGACCGAUUUCGCUUAGCUGGAUGCAGCAACCCUUCACAAGGGUAUCCCAGGGCGGGAAAAGGGAAUAUCGUGAGGUCAAAGGCAUGGGGCUGCUUCGAGACUGGAGCUCUGCCAGACAGAAUAAAGUGGUUGCACCCCUUGAUGAUGGCAGUGUCUGCAUCUGGGAUCUGAAUCACUCGCACUCUAUUGGGUCCCAAAGCACCAAGGGUAAGGUCCUCGGCGUCAGCUCCCCGGGGAUCUUGACGGCCAACCGGUCUGGAAGACGGGACAACCCCGGAGCGAAGCAAGCCUUGGAAUUCGUGAACCUUGGAGAAUGCGUCAGUGUAGACUCCAUGCGUCGGAGAGCCUACUUGGCUGUCGGGAACAUUCUGAACGAGGUCGACCUCGAGACACUUAGCGUUAUUUCUCAGCAACGCUUCCCAUGGUCUGUUUUUGCACUGUCUCAGGAGACAGAUUACUCGGUGCCGUUGACGCUGGCAACCACUCUCAGUCUUCAUAUUUACGACGGCAGGAUGUCAGCGACGGAGGAAGAAGAGGCUAUCAAUCUACGCUGCGAGGAGCCGACGGUAUCGCUCGUCCCCAAGUCCCAGAUCUAUGCUCCUCCAGAUUCGCCUCUUCUCCAACUUCAACCAAACGGCCGGCCUCCGCACCGGAUACGAAGCCCGGACCCUUCAAACAACAGUGACAACUACGCACCGUUAUUUCAACCCGGACCGCUGUCCCUUCUACACCCUCCUGCGCCGCAUGUGAAUUCGAUCUUCCUCGCAGGCCGGUUUCCCAGCAUCUUACAAUACGACCGUCGCUUCUUCCCGCGACUACAAAACACAAUCCACUCCGGUGGCCAACUCUGUGGGCUUGCGGCGGUUCCUGCGCCGCGAUUCCCUGUUUUCUCCAACUCUGAGUUUCCAACUUCUCACAAACUGGUAGCCUGCGGUGACUAUAAAGGACGGGGUUCUCUUGAGCUCUACAACCUCACCCCUUCCGGCAGCAACAUCAAGGCCGAUCCUUCGGGCUGCUCGUCCACUCUGUCUACAGUGUAUCAGAACCGGCAGAGUGUCGCCAGAUCGAAGGUGCUCUCAGUCGAAUCUCACGGGACACGAAUCGUAUACUCCGACGCAGACGGCAACAUCAAGUGGGUGGAGCGCGAUGGACGGGCCGAAGUCCGUCGUCUGAACAUUAAUGCCUACCAACCCCAGCGCAGGUGGUAUGGGCAGCCCAAUGGGGACACCUCGUCAUCUAUUCGCUCAGGAACCAGUGCUGGUGCCGAUGGCGAGGACGGAAACACGCCCGGCCUGUGGGGCAGCUUAUCACGUUCUCGCAAUGAUGGUGAAGUCGCUCGGAAAGUUCUCCCGACGGGCGGCAGCUUGACGGGCGAUGAGCUCCUAGUCUGGACUGGAGAACACCUCGGACGCAUCAGGUUCUCCAAUGUGCCAGACGCCGACCUGGAUCUGGACGAUGAAGAUGAAGACAUGGCUAUUGAUGGGAGCAUCCCGGAAGCCGAGCGCGAGGUGAGACGGAAGAAACGACGGGACCUACGGCAGCGGGAAGAGGAGUAUGCUACCAUGAUGCGGAAGGCACUGGAGAGGCAGGCCGAUGAAGUGAGGCGGAUGGGCGGCCUGGGACUGUGA
Molecule: messenger RNA, 2040 nt
Organism: Aspergillus ibericus CBS 121593
Lineage: Eukaryota; Fungi; Ascomycota; Eurotiomycetes; Eurotiales; Aspergillaceae
Exons: 2
Coding region: 1-2040 (679 amino acids)
Biological process (GO): protein polyubiquitination
Molecular function (GO): protein binding
Source: RefSeq, a predicted model, not a curated record